AUGGCACCACCCCCGCAUUCUUCAUCAUCACACCGACGCGAGCCCAGCAGUACUCCGUCGCCUAUAACGGGAGCAAGUGGUGCGCCAAUCACUUCCGGACCUCAACUCUCUUCAUCGGAGACUACCAGCCCAACGAGUCGUCGGCACUCGAAGGAUUCCGAAGGCUACCCGACAUGGCUUCCGAAACGACCUCCACCACCAGCGCCAGCUUCGACCCUCGGCGCUGCGAGCCAUAUCCACUUCGGCUCUACGCCGAGUCCUGUUGAUGUCGAUGCCGACGCGGAGGGUCUGGGGCAGACGGAAGCAUAUGCGGACCCGGAGGCUAAUUAUGGCUACCCAGCAUACCCAUACGACCACGAACACGAUCAUGAACUCGGACACGAUCCACAGCGGCAGGCUCAGGCGCAAAUAGGCGGGCGAAAGCCAACACCGCGCUCGGUGCGCAUCGUCAGUCUCCAGGACUCAUUUGUAGGUGCGGUGGAGAAGAGAGCGACGGGCAAUACGUCUCGGGAGCCAACGGACCAGACGCUCAUUUCUGGUGUCAACGCGCCUCCGCGGGUGUUCACUCGCGCGUCCUAUCCGAACAACAACCCGACGGCGUUCCUGCCAUCCUCUGCCCAGCCCAUGUCCCCUUACGCUUACGCCAACACGAAUCUCGCGCCCCCUGUCCAACCACGAUUUAACGCCAAAAACCUCAACCUCCAGAUCCUGCUCAAUCCUUCGAAAUGGAUGAAGCUGUACUUUUACCUUUGGCCCUUUUUGGUGUUUUACCACAUUCCGUUGCAGAGCUUCUUCGACUUUAAUGCCGUUUUCAUUUUGGUCCAGGUCUCAAAGUUCCCGAAUUCAACGUCACCCUCCUCUUCUAGGAAGAACUGGGCCCUCGGAGCAGCGGCCUACAUCGCGUGCUGGUUCGCGUGGAUUCUCUUCGUGUGUAUCAUGUAUGAACUCGUAUAUUCCUUUUCGAGACGGUGGCGGCUUCGCCGGCCUCUCAUGCUCCCGAUAUUCCUUUCCUCUGCUGGGUUUAACCUCGCGGCUAUGACGUCGUACACCAACUUCAGCUUCCUCCAACACCUCCGAAUCUCCGCGUUCAUGCGCCCAGAAGACGCGUAUCUCGCCAGUGGCGCCGGCACAGCAGCAGCCACAGGUCCAAUCGUGAUCCCCGUCACCGAAGUCGAAGAAGAAGUACACGUGCGGCGCGACGGGCAACAGGUGCCCGGUCAAAGUGAGGACGUCGAGCGCAGCAGUAUGGUUGAGGUCGAUGAUGGGCUGGACGACGAGUUCACAGGCGAGUUUGGCGAGAUUUUGGAGGUGGAUGAGAAGCGCCGCAGGAGGCAUGUCGCACAAGCUCAGACGCCCAAAGCGAGCGCUUCGAAUUCGGCAUCUACACCAUCGUCGACGCAGCGCGUCAAGCAGCGUCGGACCGCGCUUCAUGGAGACGAUGGCGAUAGCGACAGGAAGAGGAAGAAGAAGGUGGAGAUCGCGUGGAAGCAGGGAUUGGCGGAGACGUUCUUUUUCUACUCCCAGAAUGUUCCAACUGUUGCGCUGCUCCUUCCCCGCGCUGCGCUCUGUCUUGCUCUUUUGUUCGCGUUUUCGUCGUCUGCGCCGUCGUUGAAUGGGCCUUCGAAUAGGGACGGAACAUUCUUCCGCUCUGAUGGAAGCCUUACGGACUACUCGCGUGGUAUCCUUAUCGCGAAUGCAGCGUGGACGGGAUGGAGAGCAUUGGUGGUACUGGUUUCCUGGCUUGGCCUUUGGAUCUUCUCCAACCAGCGACUAGGCGGACUGUGCGGACCCCGCCAUACAUGGGACGAAUACGCACAGGAAAAGACCCGCGCCCGCUACUCCGCAGCAGCAUCCGAAUACGAAGCGUAUCGCUCCAGCUUCUACGGGUUCCCAGGGAGCCCGUACGCAGGCACCCCGUACGGCGCAGACGACAGGCGAAGCGACUAUGGAGGCGAUGAGCUGGCAUGGGCGUGGAGGGAGACAACGCGCACGCGGGUGCAGGACGCAUUCGAGUUUUGUCUUAUGACGCGGCGGAGGAGCGGCGGCGGCGGCGUCAACGAUGCGGGUCAGGCAUUAAGGUGGUCGGCAGCCCCAGCUGUCAGACAUGGACAGCCUGAUGGCCUGUCGAAAGAGCCACGAGGUCCAAAGCUGGACGCUGCGAAAGCCAGUGAGAAGGAGGAAGAGUUUGAAGGCAUUGAAAAGGUCCUGGCUGCUGUGGGAUUGGGAGGCGGGCCGUCGCCUGCGAAGCGCGGUGUGCUGAGCAAGGAUUUGUUCUCCGGUCCUCCUCCGCCGAUGGGCUCUCUGAUACCGGACGUUGUGGUUGCCGAGGCGUCAACUUCGACGGGUAAAGGCGUAUUUGUUCCUGUGGGUACCGAGCUGGAAAUGCCAAAGGUCGCUAAAAGGAAUUCGAAAGACAAGGAAGGUCCUGUGAUUCCUUAUCCAUUCUCGAAUCCUGGAGCGGGACAGGUGUCGAGUAAGGACUCGGUGCCUUUCCCUGCUAGCGUGAGCUCGGACGCUGAAAAGGAGAAGAAGGCCAGCUCCAAGUCAAGCAAGAGCAAGAGCAGCUCCAGCGCUACCAGUGGCACCAGCGAAGAGAUCGACGAUGAUGAGGAAGAGGAUGAUGAUGAGGAGGAGGAUGACGACGAUGAGGAUGAUGAUGAUGAGGACGAUGAUGAGGAAGAUGAUGAAGACGAUGAAGAUUUCGAAGGCAGCGAGGAACCAUCCUCUGGUCGCGCCUCUGGCUCAAUGUCAUCCCUCGGUCAACCCAUCAGCCCGUCUUCCCGCUACCCUUUCAGCCUUCGACGACCCGCAGGUGCAGGACAUGGACGCACAAUGUCUGGUGUAUCGUCUGCAUUGUCUUCAGGCGGCGCUGGCUCCGUCAUUACCCAUAGCACGGGCAACCAGGAAUCUGCGGAAUCGAGCAGCCCCGGCCACAUCCCCAUGCCUCCACGACACCCCGCAGCCGCUGCAAAUGCUGGACGAGCACGCAGUGCACAUGUGCCCAUCGCGUUCCCUAGUGUUUACAGGCAGAGGAUGGAUAGCGGACCUACUACGAGCAAUGGAAUCAUUGUCGAUCCGGCCGUUAGCUAUUUUGACCACGAUGAUGAUGACGAGGCUGAGGACGAGGACGAACAUGGGGAAGAAGAAGAGGAAGAUGACCAUGGAGAACAUGAGGACAGCGUCGGCCUGCUGGGAAUUCCAUCUUCAGCGCGCAAUUCGCGUGUCUCGCUGUCCAAUACGUCCUCGUCUGGCGAAGCUUCACGGUCGCGUACUCAUUCACGCCAUUCAGUCCGGUCGCGAACACGAACACAUUCGUCGUCGCGCGUUGCACCCUCUCUGCACAGUGUACGUGAACGCGCAAACUCUCUAGGUGCCUCUAUGCGCUCUUUGAUGCAAGGUGCUGCUUCAGCCUCCAUGACACAAUUGGACAACAUUAUGCGCGGUGCGACGGGUCCUGCAGCGGGUCUAGGUGGCUUUGGCAAUAGGAGCAGCAGUAAUGGAAGUGCAAGUGGAAGCGGCAGUGGUCACAGCAGUCGUCCACGCAGUCGCGUCAACUCGUCAAUGGCCAGGCUGGAAGAGGACGUCGUUCUUGAUUUGCCUCCGGUUCAUCAAUAUCAGAAUCCUCGAUUCGAACAGGAUCUAGAAGCGUACUCGUCGUCUGGGGGUACGCAUUCGCGCAGUGGAAGCGAGAGUCUGAGCAUGAGCGCUGAAAAUUACACGUUCGGUCGUCCCAUGCCAUUCCUUCGCCAACCUCCACCUCCCUCACCGGUCCACGAACAACCUGAAGUGCCUGAUACUCCUGUCGAUCCCACCACACAAGGCGUGCCUCAGUCUUUGGAAUCGCAGAUGUACUUCGACGUCGACGAAAGAGCAGAGAGCCCAGCAUCUGCGGCUAUCCCAAUUCCAAUCCACCCAUCUACUUCUCCAACAAAUACGAUGAAUACUGCUCUUUCUGGUUCGCCUCCUCAGUCAAGCAGCGAUGAUCACUCUGGCUCCUCUGAGCGACAAGGAAUACCCAUCCCGUGGACACUCCCUGCCUCACACCGCAUCUUCCUCCAUCCCCCUACACCGAACACUCUAGCCCUUCCUCCCCGCCAGACUGCCAACACUGAAACCAGCAGCAGUGGUUCUCCUCCGGACAUCAGUACUGCCGCCGGUAGCUUUGUCACCGCACCAGCCACACUCGACACGGACACCGCGACGUUAAGCAACAUGUCGCAAGCGACGAUUGGUCCUGACGACGGAAGCUGGGGAUCAUCGGCUGUGCGCAGACAUCGUGCAAAUAUGUCUGGUGGGCCGUUGGUGGACAGACCGGCCGAUGAUACUGGGCCAUCGUGGCAUAUUAUGUGA
Messenger RNA from Psilocybe cubensis, 4350 nucleotides. RefSeq lists its product as uncharacterized. The transcript is spliced from 4 exons. NCBI's taxonomy places the organism in Eukaryota, Fungi, Basidiomycota, Agaricomycetes, Agaricales, Agrocybaceae. The record is from RefSeq and is a predicted model, not a curated record. The coding region runs from base 1 to 4350 and encodes 1449 amino acids.